AGUAGAGUAGCUUCAGUUAGUCGUGUAUGAUGAUGUAGUUUUGACAAAUAAUCUAUAUUUAUUAACUUAUUUAUUCUUCGAUGUAUAGUGGAUUUGAUUCAGCAAAAUGGACGCAUCUGAUGUAACUCUUAAUUUUGGAGAAGAGGACGAAAUUGACAGACAGAAAAAACUCAAACACCCUGUUGCAGUGUUUUGCCAUUUAGUGUUCCGAGUUUUAGCAGUCUUAAUGUUUAUUUUAUGUGGAUGGUUUAGUACAAGUUUUAUCACAAACUUCAUUCUGAUAGUCAUUCUGCUGUCAAUGGACUUCUGGACAGUUAAAAAUAUAUCAGGUAGAUUGUUGGUGGGAUUACGCUGGUGGAACUACGUAGACGAUGAUGGAGUUAGUCACUGGGUGUACGAGUCUAGAUCAAAGAGUCAAAAUAAGGUCAAAGUGUCUGCAGCAGAAGCAAGAAUAUUCUGGUUGUCUCUUAUAAUCUGUCAGCUCAUCUGGAUUGUUUUUGUAUUUGGAAGCAUAUUUGGAUUAAAUUUAAAGUGGUUUAUGGUGGCUUUGGUUGGUGUAAUAAUGAAUGGAGCCAAUCUGUAUGGCUAUAUCAGGUGUAAAUAUGGAUCCAAGACAAAACUUUCAUCAGUUGCCACCGGAUUUUUAGGGCAGCAGAUCUGGUCUAAGAUGACACGACAAACAGAGGAUCAGGAGCUGCAGAAGUAGAGUUAUUUUCUAAUUAAAUCCACUGCUUGUUUAUUAUGACUCUGUAUAUAAAUGUAACUUGUAUGUAUAUUUGUUAAUUGUAAAAUAUAUGUACAUGUAACUAAUAUAGCUGUUAACUAUUCUCAGAGGGUAAACACUAUGGUUAGGAUGUAUUCUGUGUGUAUGUACAAGUUAAACAUUCAGUAGUCUUAUUUUACAGUAUUAAAUAUGUAAUGAUUGUGUAUAAUGAAAUGCUGUAUUUACUGUG
This is a messenger RNA of Saccostrea echinata, 953 nucleotides long. RefSeq names its product Golgi apparatus membrane protein TVP23 homolog A-like. Gene Ontology annotation, biological process: protein secretion; vesicle-mediated transport. The transcript has 6 exons. Gene Ontology annotation, cellular component: Golgi membrane. The coding region runs from base 107 to 706 and encodes 199 amino acids. The record is from RefSeq and is a predicted model, not a curated record. NCBI's taxonomy places the organism in Eukaryota, Metazoa, Mollusca, Bivalvia, Ostreida, Ostreidae.